This is a messenger RNA of Malassezia restricta, 1320 nucleotides long. RefSeq lists its product as uncharacterized. The record is from RefSeq and is a predicted model, not a curated record. Bases 1 to 1320 code for a protein of 439 amino acids. The transcript has a single exon. Lineage: Eukaryota; Fungi; Basidiomycota; Malasseziomycetes; Malasseziales; Malasseziaceae. Gene Ontology annotation, cellular component: mitochondrion.
AUGCGUGCAGCGCUGGCCGCUGGCCUCCGGCAUGCGCGGUAUACAUCGCGCCCAUUCUUGUAUCUCGUGCCGCAUGUGCGGUGCAAGCACGCAUCCAGGGCACCAUCAAGUGAUCGCGUGUCUGCGAAAAAUGGCACGGACACAGCACCGACCCGCACCCAGGAAAAGGAGCGCGAGCGCCACGAACAGGACAUGUCAGCGACCUCGCUGGUUAGUGCGACAGCCGAAGACUUGCUCAAGCAGCGUUUUCUGCACGCGCAGAAGCGCUCACCAGGGAAUACCCUCAUGACGGGCGGCAGCGGCACGGCCAAGGACAUGCCCUCCUUCUUCCGUGACGAGGGCGAGAGGCACUCCUCGACCGCGCCUGACGAAACGAGUUUAAUGAGUAUGCCGUCAUCACAGGCCCCGCGCGCCAAGCAGGAGGCGGCACCAAAGCCGGCGGACGCGUCGUGCGCCUAUGCGGACGAUAUGGUGGGCCCGAUUCCUGCCUUUCAGACGCCUGCGUUGUCUCCGAUCCGACGCAGUGACUUGUCCUUAUUACCCGAUCAGCCGUUUGAUACACAUGCCUUUGUACAGCGUCUCGAGGAUGGCGGGUGGAAAGCUACACGAAGCGAUGCCUCCGCUCGCCGUCACGACCCUGCCGAAGCGAUCAUGGACCUCACACGCGCUCUGCUACGGCAUCACGGCGAAACGUUGAUGAACGAGAAUAUUAACCGCAGUGACCUCCAUAACCAACUGUACCUAUUCUCCUCGGCACUGUCUGAGCUGCGCACCGAGGUGCGUGUGCGCGCACGCAACGAUGCCGCUGCCCUGCGCAGCAUUACCCUCUUGCUGGAGCGCGAGAUUGACGGGCUGAAUCAGAAGCUACAGUCCGACAUUGAGCAACUCAAGCAUGAUAUCCAGGUGGAAAUGAACAGCCGCAAGACCGAGGUGCAGGAGGAGAGCAACAACCUCGAGCAGGAGAUCCAGGACCUGAAUAAUCGCUUCACCAUCUUUCUAAGCGACCUCAAGACCGAAAUUGAGCAGCGCAUUAAAUGGGACGCCACACGGCGAGCGCUGGCACUGGUAUUUGGCAUCGUCGCGAUCAUGGUGUGCACGCUCGCCCUUGCCGACUAUUUCACGCGCGAGUCUGCGCCCGUGGACGAAGAAGCGCAGUCCACGUCCCCCACGCCUGCGAAACCCCGUGUCCUGCAGCAGGCCCGUGUUCCUGUGGACCAUCAUACCCUAGAAGACGAUCAAGACGUGGCGCUGCCACCCAAGUCAGCGGAAGAAUGGGGUCUCCUGCCCCGCUACGACGCGGAUGAAGUUCGGCACGUAUAG